Styela clava is the source of this 951-nucleotide messenger RNA. Its product is annotated as 5'-deoxynucleotidase HDDC2-like. Gene Ontology annotation, cellular component: cytoplasm. The record is from RefSeq and is a predicted model, not a curated record. Lineage: Eukaryota; Metazoa; Chordata; Ascidiacea; Stolidobranchia; Styelidae. Gene Ontology annotation, molecular function: 5'-deoxynucleotidase activity.
AAUUAAAAGGUUUUUGACGACUUCGAGUUUUUGUUUUAAAAAAUUAUUUGCAAAAAAAAAAAUCAAAUUUCUUGUAAAUUUCUAUCUGUUGUGAUAAUUUGCUUCUGAAAUCUUGUAUUAUGAAUUUUAUGGAUUAUUUUUUUGUUUAAAUUUUUUCUUACAUAGAUUUUGUCAUAAUUUUGCGUGAACUUGAAUGUAUAAAUUAGUAACUAGAAAUUUAUGGCAUAUCAACCGAAAUAUGAAUAAGUAUAAAGAUAUGAUGACAUUUUAUUCAUUAGUGGGAAGAUUAAAGAAAAUCAAGCGGUCAGGCUGGGUGAGAAAGGGAGUGGAAGAUCCUGAAACAAUAAGUGGACACAUGUAUAGAAUGUCAAUCAUGGCAAUGACAAUGUGUGAACCAGAUUUACGGAAGGACCAUUGUAUGAAACUUUGCUUGGUUCAUGACAUGGCAGAAUGUAUUGUUGGAGAUUACACCCCGUGCGAUGGGAUUUCGAAAGAACAAAAAUAUACGGAAGAAACGAAUGCAAUGAGACAACUUGGAGAUUUGUUACCUCAACAUAAUGCCGAAGAGAUUCAAAGUUUAUUUCAAGAAUUUGAAGAGCAGAAGACACCUGAAUCAAUAUUCGUAAAAGAUCUUGAUAGGCUGGAUAUGAUUUUACAGGCUUAUGAAUAUGAAAAUGACUCUGAAAGGCCUGGUUGGCUUCAAGAAUUUUUCGACAGUACGGAAGGUUAUUUUAAAACCCAAACUGUGAAAGAUUUUGUUGCAACUUUAAAAGAGAAGAGGUCUGCAGAGGGAACGAAAUGAUGGCUCUUGGGAGGUCAGCACUGUUCGAUGGAUAGCAUGACUUCUGGUGGCUGUGAAUUCAACAGUUCUCCAAUCAAAAGCACCUAUGGCAAUGAGAUGGUAUUCUCGAUAGUACAGUUUUUUAAUGAAUAAAGUAUUCGUUUUGAUCU